Messenger RNA from Camellia sinensis, 1348 nucleotides. NCBI's taxonomy places the organism in Eukaryota, Viridiplantae, Streptophyta, Magnoliopsida, Ericales, Theaceae. The record is from RefSeq and is a predicted model, not a curated record.
GCUCCUUCCCAUCCUCACCAACCCCCAAAUUAGUGCCCCUCCACUCCACAUUCUCUCUCUCUCUUCCCCCUGCUCUGUCCCUUCCUCAAUUGCCACCCCAAAACAUAAACAAAUAAAUAAGAUACAACCACGCUUUCCUACACCACCUGUCCUUUGCUAACGUGCGCCUUGAUAAUUGAUCAAGGAGAAAAGAAAGAAGCCCAUUUUACCCAUCUUUCUCUUCCUUUCUUCUGAUCCUGUGUCUUUACAGAGGGAGGGAGCAAAGCGAAGUAAAGCAAACAGAGCAAAAGGCAAAGCAUAUCAGACUUUUUGUACGCUGAUUUGGGUCACAUCUCUCUCAUCUCAUCCUUUCACUAACAUACGAUAUGGGUAUUGGUAUUUCUGCAUCAUUUUGGAGAUUAUUAGUCUUGCUGUGGCUGCUAACAUGCGCCAUCCUCCUCCAACCCUCCACCCCAGAUCCAGACGACGAAGCUUGCUUAACCCACCUGAGCGAGUCUCUACAGGACCCAAACAACAACCUCCACAACUGGACCAAGACCACCUUCAAGGACCCCUGCGGCGGCUCCGCCUCAUACCUGGAAGGCGCCACCUGCAACAGCGGCCGCAUCUACAAGCUCUCUCUCUCAAACCUCUCUCUCCGCGGCUCAAUCUCCCCAUACCUCUCCAACUGCACCAAUCUCCAAUCCCUCGACCUCUCCUCCAAUUCCCUCUCCGGCCCAAUCCCCUCCGACCUCCAAUUCCUGGUCAACCUCGCUGUCCUAAACCUCUCCUCCAACCUCCUCUCCGCCCAAAUCCCACCCCAAAUCGCCUUAUGCGCCUACCUCAACGUCAUCGAUCUCAGCGAUAAUCUUCUCACGGGUCCGAUUCCGCCGCAACUGGGGCUUUUGGUGCGGUUAUCGGUUUUCGAUGUGUCGAAUAACCGGUUGGAGGGUCCGAUUCCUGCGGCGCUGGGGAACCGGACUGGGAAUUUGGUGAGGUUCAAUGCCAGCUCGUAUGUGGGGAAUAAGGAUCUCUAUGGAUACCCAUUGCCGCCAUUGAAGAGUAAAGGCCUUUCGAUUAUGGCGAUUGUGGGGAUCGGAUUGGGAAGUGGGUUGUUGAGCUUGGUGCUCAGUUUUAGUGCUGUGUGUAUAUGGUUGAGAGUUUCUGAGCAGAAUAUGACUGUGGAAGAAGGCAAAAUUAGUCAGCUCAUGCCUGAUUAUUGAGCUCAUCUCAAAAAUUAAUUAAUGCUUUCAACAAAAAUGAAUUUAAGGUAGGCAGGUAUAUAUGAUUGAUAAUGGGUUUUUGUUUUUUCACUUUGUUGUAAUUUUUUGUUUUUUGAGGGUAAAUUUUAUUAAUUUCUGCAAGUUUU